GAUCUACGUCAUUUCCUGUUUGCUCAUCCCUGGAAAAACAUGGCGACAUCGUUAGGUGCUAAUAACUAUAACAGGCAAAACUGGGAAGAUUCGGAUUUCCCAAUCCUUUGUCAAACAUGCCUGGGAGAGAAUCCGUACAUCCGCAUGACCAAAGAGAAGUAUGGGAAGGAGUGCAAAAUCUGUGCACGUCCCUUCACUGUGUUCCGCUGGUGCCCCGGUACCAGGAUGCGCUUCAAGAAGACUGAAGUGUGCCAGACAUGCAGUAAGAUGAAGAAUGUCUGCCAAACCUGCUUGCUGGAUCUUGAGUAUGGUUUGCCCAUCCAGGUGCGAGACGAAGGACUUUCCAUCAAAGAUGACGUGCCUAAGUCAGAUGUGAAUAAAGAGUACUAUACUCAGAACAUGGAGAGAGAGAUUGCCAACUCUGAUGGGACGAGGGCGGUGGGUGCGCUGGGCAAGGCCCCCAGCUCCAGUGACAUGCUGCUGAAGCUGGCCCGCACCACACCCUACUACAAGAGGAACAGACCCCACAUCUGCUCCUUCUGGGUGAAGGGGGAGUGCAAGAGAGGGGAGGAGUGCCCAUACAGACAUGAGAAACCAACCGACCCAGACGAUCCUCUGGCCGACCAGAACAUCAAGGACCGUUACUAUGGCAUCAACGACCCGGUGGCAGACAAACUUUUGAAGCGGGCGUCCACUAUGCCGAGGCUGGAUCCCCCAGAGGACAGGAGCAUCACCACUCUCUACAUAGGCGGCCUGGGAGACAGUAUCACAGACUCAGAACUCAGGAACCACUUCUACCAGUAUGGUGAGAUCCGUACCAUCACGGUGGUGCCCAGGCAGCAAUGUGCCUUCAUCCAGUACGCCACCCGCGGGGCCGCAGAGGCGGCCGCCGAGAAGACCUUCAACAAGCUCAUCGUCCACGGCCGCAGACUCAACGUCAAGUGGGGCAGGUCUCAGGGUGCUCGAGUAGAGAAGAAAGAGGGGGUAGCUGAAAGUGGUAUGAGACUGGAGCCCGUGCCUGGACUCCCUGGAGCGCUGCCACUACCCCUGCCACUGCCGCCGCCCCCUGUAUCAGAAGAGGAUGGCCCGGCCAACUACUUCAACCUGGGCCCCAGCAACUCUCCUGCUGUCAUGAACAUGGGGCUGCCCCCACCCCCAGGAAUCUCCAUGCCCGCACCACCAGGUUUUGGUCCUCCAAUGUUCCCUGCAAUGGACCCCAUGGGUCGUCCCAUGCCCCCUCCUCCUAUGCACAUGCGGAUGCCAGGUCCAGUGCACUACCCAUCCCAAGAUCCCCAGCGUAUGGGCGCCCAUGCAUCUCGCCACGGGGGCACAUAGGCGCCGUUUAUUUAGGGAAACACUGCUGUGAAUUCCGGUAAAGAUCUGAUGAUAGCCCUUUAGAGGUUUUUAUUACAUUAUAUUUUUCCAUUUGUUGUUAAUUUCCCUAUUACAAUAAGGGAAUGUCUCUUUUUUAAUUAAAAAACAGUAAUCUUACCUCUAUCUGUUGGAGAAGCACACUGAAAUUUUGAUUUAUCAGGUGGAUAAGUCUUGUACUUUUUUUUUAGUUUUUAAACCAUGUCGAACAUGAUGACCAUCAACCAAUUCCUCUGCAUCAAACUGUUUGUUCUAAUGUGAUUAUUGUUUGAGUGAGAGUGGAAAGUGGGAUGAUGUUCCAGAGUGUUGAACAUUGAUCACACAUCACAUCAAUGGUGUGUUUUUUAUGUAAGUCAGGGGAGAUUUUCCUUUAUUAUACACUUAGUUACAGUAAUCAAUCAGAGACCGAAACCGGAAAUGUGUAAUUGACUCUUGUCAGUUCAGUAAACGUUGUGGUCCACCAGGUGGCGGCAUUGUCCCUGUGUAGUGUAUGAUCUCAAUCUGUUGCACAGUAUGAAGCUGUCGCUGCCAUUCUAUUGUCAUGGCUGUAUACUGCCUUGUCCUGACCAACCCAGUCAUUGUUUUACAAUGCUUUGUGAGAUGUCCAAUCGUUUGUAUAUUGUUUUGUAAAACCAUUUUGGUACAUGAGAAAACUGAAACAUUAAACAUUUUCCAGUUUGUGAA
Molecule: messenger RNA, 2055 nt
Organism: Engraulis encrasicolus (European anchovy)
Lineage: Eukaryota; Metazoa; Chordata; Actinopteri; Clupeiformes; Engraulidae
Gene: rbm22
Product: RNA binding motif protein 22
Exons: 11
Coding region: 40-1335 (431 amino acids)
Cellular component (GO): U2-type catalytic step 2 spliceosome; Prp19 complex; U2-type catalytic step 1 spliceosome
Molecular function (GO): metal ion binding; pre-mRNA binding; U6 snRNA binding
Source: RefSeq, a predicted model, not a curated record